Messenger RNA from Hyposmocoma kahamanoa, 634 nucleotides. RefSeq lists its product as uncharacterized. Bases 68 to 634 code for a protein of 188 amino acids. Gene Ontology annotation, molecular function: zinc ion binding. The transcript is spliced from 4 exons. NCBI's taxonomy places the organism in Eukaryota, Metazoa, Arthropoda, Insecta, Lepidoptera, Cosmopterigidae. Gene Ontology annotation, cellular component: nucleus. The record is from RefSeq and is a predicted model, not a curated record.
UUUGCGUGUUUUUCACGAAAAUCUUGUUAGAUUUUAUUAGAUUCUUAUCAGGGACUUAAUUUAGACCAUGAGUUCGUUAAUAUUUUGCCGUUGCUGUUUGUUGCGGCCACCUGAUAAAGAUCUGAAGACCGCAUACAGAAGACUAGACAAAAUUGAAAUAUACGGUGACAUGCUCAAGGAAUGCUUUGAAAUUCACAUCUCAAUUGAAAGCACUGAAUGCGGCAUAUGCGAAGUGUGCAUUACACGGUUACGAGACGCGUGCGACUUCAAAAUGCAAGUGCAGCAAUGUCAGAAGGAGUUACAACGUCAGGCAGUUGUAAAAGAUGAAGAUACGGCACACGUGAAAGAAGAAAUUGAAGAGACAGACGAUAGUGUCGCGGUUACGGGUAAUAGACAAAAGGCAUUGAAUAGAAGUAGGACGAGGAAUCCUUUGGUCAAAAAUGCCACGGGGGUCAUCGGAGUCGUUCUCUAUGUCGAAGUGAAGAAGAAUAUUGGUCUGGAAAACGAGAGUUUCAUAAGAAGUACAAUAGAGUGGAUUGCGAGGAAAUUGAUUGAGCUGGGAGGGGAGUUGAGUAAAUUUAAUGAAGCUCUGAAGAAGGCAGGGUUUAGUGUCCAUAUUUCGAGAAUCGAAUAG